CGUUUUUGGAUCGCGAGUGCAUUAAUACACGAUCCCUUCUUUGUCUUUCUCAGUGAUUGUCUGUCUCUUUUUCACUUGCACUCCUCUCUUUGCUUAAUCCUCUUUGGAGUGCAUUGCUGAUUCCCUUUUGCCCGCCCCACCAUCCCAUGCCCUUUUAGCUGGAUGAAAGCACUUUGGCGGGAGCGGCUUGUAGUCAUAGUUUGUUGUUGGGCGGUUUGUUGGUCAAGCGAUUAAAAAAUAUGAAGCAUGCCCCACGCUUUCGAAACCGCCCCAAUGCGGUCACGGAAAGUGAAUCAACAGCGGCAGCAACAACAAAAACAAGUACACCACCACCUUCACCUGCAUCCACCACAUUCGGAGGAGGCACUAACCAAUCCGUAAAGGUUCGCGACGAUCCCCAACGACCGCUCAGGUGCCUGGAAACACUUGCCCAGAAAGCGGGUAUAAACUUUGACGAGGACUUUGCUAGUCCGUCCCAAUCGCCCAGCACUAAGGCUCGCGGAUCAGCUGGAACGCCACCCAUCCGGCGGCGCCACCCUCUACUUCCGCUCUCGAGCAGCUCACCAAGGACGCCCAAGUCGAAGACACGCGGCUACAACCUGGAGAAGUCACAGAGUCCCGCCCAACAGGUGGCGGCCGCCACCACGGCGCUCCAGAUCUCCCCCGAGCAGCUGCAGCAGUUCUAUGCUAGCAAUCCCUAUGCCAUCCAGGUGAAGCAGGAGUUCCCAACGCACACGGCUGGAGGAGGGAGCACAGAGCUGAAGCACGCGGCAAACAUUUUAGAUGUCCAGCAGCAGAUGCAACUGCAGCAGCAGCUGUCAGAUGGCAGUGGAGGAGGAGGUGCGGGAGGAGGAGCAUCGGGGAACGCAGGAGCAGCAGGAGGAGCGCCCAGCCCUGCCAACUCCCAGCAGUCCACCGCCAUUAGCACCAUGUCACCGAUGCAGUUGGCGGCAGCCACCGGGGGUGUGGGCGGGGAUUGGUCGCAAGGGAGGACAGUGCAGCUGAUGCAGCCGUCUACCAGUUUCCUGUACCCGCAGAUGAUCGUGUCGGGCAAUCUGUUGCACCCUAGCGGCAUUGGCCAGCAGCCCAUCCAGGUGAUCACCGCCGGCAAGCCCUUCCAGGGCAACGGUCCCCAGAUGCUCACCACCACGACGCAGAACGCCAAGCAGAUGAACCUGGGUCAGGCGGGAUUCGCCGGUGGCAACUACGCCACAUGCAUUCCCUCGAACCACAACCAGUCGCCCCAGACGCUGCUCAUCUCGCCGGUGAACGUCAUCUCCCACUCGCCGCAGCAGCAGCAGAACUUGCUGCAGUCGAUGGCCGCCGCCGCCCAGCAGCAGCAGCUUACUCAGCAGCAGCAGCAGCAGCUCAGUCAGCAGCAACAGCAGCAGCAGCUCACCCAGCAGCAACAGCAGCAGCAGCAACAGCUGACAGCUGCUCUGGCCAAAGUGGGAGUGGAUGCGCAGGGCAAGCUGGCCCAGAAAGUGGUCCAAAAGGUGACGACCACCAGCAGCACGGUGCAGGCGGCAACGGGGCCGGGAUCCGCUGGAACCACACAGGCGCAGCAGGUGCAGCAAGUCCAGCAACAGCAGCAGCAGACCACCCAAACCACUCAGCAGUGCGUGCAGGUCUCGCAGUCGACGCUACCAGUGGGAGUGGGCGCCCAGUCCGUGCAGACUGCCCAACUCCUGAACGCCGGCCAGGCGCAGCAAAUGCAGAUCCCCUGGUUCUGGCAGAAUGCGGCAGGACUACAGCCCUUCGGCUCUAACCAGAUCAUAUUGCGCAACCAGCCAGAUGGGACGCAGGGCAUGUUCAUCCAACAGCAGCCGACGACUCAGACCCUGCAGACGCAGCAAAACCAGAUUAUCCAGUGCAAUGUGACCCAGACUCCGACAAAGGCACGCACACAACUGGACGCACUUGCUCCCAAGCAGCAGCAGCAGCAGGCAGGGUCGACAACCCAGACACAGCAGCAGCAGCUGGCUGUGGCCACUGCCCAGUUACAGCAACAGCAGCAACAGCUCACGGCAGCAGCUCUGCAGCGGCCAGGAGCCCCGGUCAUGCCUCACAACGGAACUCAAGUGCGUCCGGCCAGCUCCGUAUCCACGCAGACAGCCCAGAAUCAGAGUCUGCUGAAGGCCAAGAUGCGCAACAAGCAGCAGCCGGUGCGACCCGCAUUACCCACCUUGAAAGCGGAGAAUGGUCAGGUCGCGGGCCAGAACAAGGUGGUUGGUCACUUGACCACCGUGCAGCAGCAACAACAGGCAACGAAUCUCCAGCAGGUGGUCAACGCGGCAGGCAACAAAAUGGUUGUGAUGAGCACGACGGGCACACCUAUUACGCUGCAGAAUGGACAAACACUUCAUACAGCCACUGCGGCUGGAGUGGACAAGCAGCAACAGCAACAGUUGCAGCUGAUUCAGAAGCAGCAAUUCCUACAGCAACAAAUGUUCCAGCAGCAGAUUGCUGCUAUUCAGAUGCAGCAGCAGGCGGCAGUUCAGGCGCAGCAACAGCAGCAACAAGUCACCCAGCAACAGCAGGUGAACGCCCAGCAGCAGCAAGCGGUUGCGCAGCAACAGCAGGCGGUGGCGCAGGCUCAACAGCAGCAAAGGGAGCAGCAGCAGCAAGUUGCCCAAGCACAGGCGCAGCAGCAGCAGGCGCUGGCCAAUGCGACCCAGCAAAUCCUGCAGGUGGCGCCCAAUCAGUUCAUCACAUCCCACCAGCAACAGCAGCAGCAGCAACUGCAGAACCAACUGAUUCAGCAGCAACUGCAGCAGCAGGCGCAGGCACAAGUGCAGGCCCAGGUGCAAGCCCAGGUGCAGGCCCAGGCGCAACAGCGUGAGCAGCAGCAGAAUAUCAUCCAGCAGAUCGUGGUCCAGCAGACGGGCGGAGCUACCGCCCAACAGCAGCAGCAGCAACCGCAGCAGCAAUCCGGACAGUUGCAGCUGAGCAGCGUGCCCUUUUCGGUUUCUUCGACGACGACGCCAGCCGGAAUAGCCACCUCCAGUGCCCUGCAGGCGGCCCUCUCCGCCUCCGGCGCCAUCUUCCAGACAGCCAAGCCCGGCACCUGCAGUUCCUCCCUCCCCACCAGCAGUGUGGUUACAAUAACGAACCAGAGCACCACUCCGCUGGUCACCAGCAGUACUGUGGCCAGUCUGCAGCAAGCACAGGCUCAAGCUCAGCUCCACCAGCAGCAGCAGCAGUUGAUUACCGCCACCAUUGCAGCAGCAACUCAACAGCAGCAGCAGGGACCACCUUCACUUGCGCCCACCACGCCCUCUCCAACUUCUAAUCCCAUCCUGGCCAUGACCUCAAUGAUGAAUGCCACAGUGGGCCACCUGUCUACUGCUCCGCCCGUGACUGUUUCUGUGACCAGCACGGCUAUCACUCCGUCGCCGGGCCAGCUGGUCACCCUCAGCAGUGCUAGCAGCGGAGGAGGAAGCUUCGUUUCCACGCCCACCAAGGAGACGCCAUCGAAGAUGCCCACCGCCACGCUGGUGCCCAUUGAUUCGCCCGUGACGCCUGUAUCUGGACAUGACAGCUGCACCACACCCAAGUCCUCCACUCCUGCCAAUGUCAGUGCAUCCGCGGAGGCCAGCAGUUCCACGAGCGAGGCUCUGCCCAACGGAGAAGCCACAGACCGGACUUCCACGCCCUCCAAGGUCGCUACCACUCCCACCAGCAAGCAAAGCAAUGCGGUGCAGUCUACGAGCAGCAGCACCACUCCCAGCUCUGCCAGUGGAAAGGAAGAUCCCAAGGUGGCAACCUCCGUCAGCUCUACGUCCGCCACAUCAACGCCAACCACGACAACGAUCAGCAAUGGGAUCGGGAUGGCCAGAACAACAUCAAGCUCCACUUCUAGCACCACCGCUGGCACAAUCACCACCAGUUGCAGCACUUCAACAACAAGUUGUACCAGUACAACCACAAGCACCACGACGAGCAGCAGCAAUGGAGCUAAAGAUCUGCCCAAGGCGAUGAUCAAGCCGAAUGUUUUAACCCAUGUCAUCGGUGACUUUAUCAUCCAGGAGUCCAACGAACCCUUCCCCGUCACCAGGCAGCGAUAUGCGGACAAGGACGUCAGCGAUGAGCCACCAAAGAAAAAGGCAGCCAUGCAGGAGGACAUCAAGCCAAGUGGAAUAACAUCAGCUCCGGCCUCGGACAUGGUUGCCUGCGAACAGUGCGGAAAACUGGAACACAAAGCGAAGCUCAAGCGGAAGCGAUACUGCUCGCCUGGAUGCGCCAGGCAGGCCAAGAACGGCGUCGGAGGAGUUGGAGCAGGAGAGACCAACGGCUUGGGAACGGGUGGAAUCCUUGGCGUGGACGCCAUGGCAUUGGUGGACAAACUGGACGAGGCGAUGGCAGAGGAGAAGAAGCAGACGGAGGCCAUGCAGGCGAUUUCCGAAACCCUGCCCAUUCAGUCGAAUCCAACAGACAUGACACCGUUGACGAUUCCAGUGCUAGCGGCCAUUCCAGCGACUUCCCCACUUUCGAUGCCUCUGGCAUUGCCGUUGCCUGUUGCAAUUGCUGCUCCUGCACUGCCACUGCCAGUGGCUCCGGCUGGGGUGGUCACUCCUGCGGUAGCGCUGCCAUCCUCCAGUGUGAAUGGAUCGGAUCGCCCGCCCAUCAGCAGCUGGAGUGUGGAGGAGGUCAGCAACUUUAUCCGAGAACUGCCUGGGUGUCAGGACUACGUGGAUGACUUUAUCCAGCAGGAGAUCGACGGUCAGGCGCUGCUACUGCUUAAGGAGAACCAUCUUGUGCACGCCAUGGGCAUGAAGCUGGGCCCAGCCCUCAAAAUAGUAGCCAAGGUGGAGUCCAUGAAGGAGGUUCUGCCGCCAGGCGAUUUGAAGGAUGCGGCCGGUGGGGCGCAAUAGUGUCAGCGGGAUGAGCCAGGUGAUGAGAUAAUGCCAUCGCCCUCGUAUUCGAUUACUCCGCCGCCGUAUUCGCCGGUGGGUCCGGGGCCGGACAGGCAAACCGUUCCAACACCCUUUCCCGCUCCUGCCAGCACUCCGCCGGAGUCUGAGGAUAGCAGCGGGGGCAGUCACCUGUGCUUUGACCUGACCACACGCCUCUGCCACGACCUUCGGCUGGAAGAGGAGCCGUAGCUCUGGACCGGGUCCAACCAGGUCCGUCGCCCAAGCUGAAUCUGAUUCACUUGAAGCGCGCGCUGUAGACUUUUUGUACGUAAUUUAAAAUAACUAGAGGGGUGUUGUCGUAGCUCAAGCAAAAGGCCGCCGCAUGUAUGAUAAAGCAUAGACUGUUGUCCCAGUCAUCAAUUCAUCAAUCAACUUGUAUAGAACUUCACCAUUACAAUUAAGCGCUAACGUAUUUAUUUGAACGUUGUUUAUCACUACACAACACCCUAUGGGAAGAGCAUGAAAAAAUCACUUAAACUAGAGGUAAGCUGGGAAUAUAUUUAGAUAUUUUGCUUUAAAACUUAAGCCUGAAGUAAUUCUUAAGUGAAACUGAAUUGAAUACGACAACUGAACAUUUAAUUUAUUGACUAAUUUAGCGCAUGAUGAGUAGCGUUUGAAGGAACUCUGGCUGGCAAGGCUAGACCCCGAAAGCCCAGUCAAACUUCCAUAACUCGAAUUAGUAGUCUAAGUUUCUGGAAAGGAGCAUUUUUGUUGUUAUUUUUUUUAAAAAAGCUAGUUAUUAGUACAUUUUUUUUUAUAUUCAAAUAAAAUUUUGUUCUCGAAAACAAAUCGAUCGGUUCAAUAAAUUCUGAGAUAUAUUUAUAUAUUAUAUUAAAAAUGUCGGUCAUUUAGCUUCGUCCUAUGAAUUCGACUUGAGAUAAACUUACUGAAAAACUGUACAAUAAAAUCGAAACAUUUGGAUUCAAACAAUAUUAUUUAUAGAAAAAUUCGAGUUAUGGAAUUUCGACUGUAUCUUCAAAUUUACCUUAGGUUAUACAUACAUAUACAAGCAUCUUAAUAUAUGAUAAGAUAUAUUCAAUUUUUUUUAAAGUUCCGUGGUUGUAUAUUUUGUUUACAACAUUUUUUUCCCAUCGCUAAACAAAAUAAAAACUUUCACUGUUUAGUGGUAAAUUAACGAGAAUAUGAAUUCUAAAUCGAG
Drosophila gunungcola (fruit fly) is the source of this 6075-nucleotide messenger RNA. Its product is annotated as polyhomeotic-proximal chromatin protein-like. The transcript has 5 exons. Gene Ontology annotation, cellular component: nucleus. NCBI's taxonomy places the organism in Eukaryota, Metazoa, Arthropoda, Insecta, Diptera, Drosophilidae. The coding region runs from base 240 to 4874 and encodes 1544 amino acids. The record is from RefSeq and is a predicted model, not a curated record. Gene Ontology annotation, molecular function: protein binding; zinc ion binding.